Messenger RNA from Leguminivora glycinivorella, 1726 nucleotides. It is a transcript of the gene Cht2, whose product is annotated as probable chitinase 2. Lineage: Eukaryota; Metazoa; Arthropoda; Insecta; Lepidoptera; Tortricidae. The record is from RefSeq and is a predicted model, not a curated record. The transcript is spliced from 11 exons. Bases 121 to 1650 code for a protein of 509 amino acids. Gene Ontology annotation, molecular function: chitin binding; chitinase activity. Gene Ontology annotation, cellular component: extracellular region. Gene Ontology annotation, biological process: carbohydrate metabolic process; chitin catabolic process.
CGUGUACCAAAUGUCAAAGUAGUCGCGAGGAUGCCGCGUCCGCGUUCGUCGUGUUCCAAAUUCGAAUUUUAAAAGUUUUAUUCUCAGUUCCGUGGAUUUUUUUUUUUUUUUAUUUGUGAAAUGGCGGGAAUGCAGUUGUUUUUUUUAAUUGCGGCUAUGGCGUCGGUUCUAGAUGGCCAGACCUUGGGAGGCCCCAUGCACGGCAAAGCGGUGGUGUGCUACGUGGCCAGCUGGGCCACUUACCGGCCGGACGCCGGGAAGUACGACAUUGGGGACCUGGAGCCGUCCCUUUGCACUCAUAUUGUGUACUCCUUCGCUGGGUUGGAUGAGAGUACUAAUACUAUUAAGGUUAUGGACCCCUGGCAAGAUAUAGAGAAGAAUAAUGGCCAAGUUGGCUACAAAGGCUUCGUGGGCCUAAAACAACGCUACCCCCACCUCAAGGUGACCAUCGCCAUCGGGGGCUGGAACGAGGGUUCCCUGAAGUAUUCCAAGAUGGCCGCCAGCGAAGAAAAUAGAAAGACUUUUAUUGCUAGCGUUCUGGCUUUUCUUGACAACUACAAAUUCGAUGGUUUGGACUUAGAUUGGGAGUACCCCGCUAGGAGAGACGGCAGACCAGAGGACAAGGCCAACUACGUCACUUUGGUUAAGGAAUUACAAGAAGCCUUCGAACCCAAGAAGUACCUUCUCACAGCAGCACUUGGUGCUGGCAAAGAGACUAUGGACGCCGCAUACGAUCUCGCCAAACUAAGCAGAUACCUAGACUUUAUCCACAUGAUGUGUUACGAUUAUCACGGUACAUGGGACGGCUUCGUUGGAGCCAAUGCUCCUGUCUCCGCCCCUGAACCCGAUGUACUGAGCGUGGAAUACACAAUCAAAUACAUGCUCGACCACGGAGUAAGCCCGUACAAGAUGGUCCUCGGCCUUCCGAUGUAUGGCAGGACGUUUUACCUACAGGACUCCAGCGUGGGGAGGGUGGAGUAUGGUAGAACUGCAGUGAAGAGCCAGGGCUUCAAGGGACCUUAUACUAGGGAAGCUGGUUUCAUGGGGUAUAAUGAGAUUUGCAUGGAGCUCUCAAACCACACCAACUCUUGGCGACGUGAAUGGGACGAAGCUAGCAGCACACCCUUCCUUCGCGACGGAGCGAGGGUCAUCUCCUAUGAUGACCCUCAGUCCAUCGCUGUCAAAGUCAAGUUAGCAAUGUCUUACGGCCUAGGCGGCCUUAUGGUAUGGAGUAUCGACACAGACGACUUCAGAGGGUCCUGCGAUGUAGACCUCUCCAAGAAUGCUUAUGACGUCUUCACGAAGACUUAUGCUGAGAUCAGGGAUAGCCCGGUGUUGAAGGAAGCGUUGAAGACCUUAAAAUUACCUGAUGCCAACCGCAUAGAAAACCUCAGCAAACGCACAGCCUACGUGGCCUCAAACGGCGAACUAUUCCUCCGCCUGCCCGAACCCGAAUACUCGAACUACCCUCUCAUGCGCACAAUCGACGAAGCGACAACCCUAGCGUUAGAAGAGAAGCGCAUACUUGACGAAAUGGACCGGAUCAUGAGAGAGAACGAGAUAGAUGAUAAGCCCGCGCGCAAAUCCAGCCAUAGGGUUGUCGGUAGCUUAGCAUUUUUGUCUUGUGUGUUGUUAUUGUUUAAGUUAUAAUAAGUGAAAGUUCCUACGAAGGUAGACCAGUAUGAUUUUUUGUGUUUUAGUCAUUUAGUUUUAAUUGGAUUAUGCG